Molecule: messenger RNA, 600 nt
Organism: Trypanosoma cruzi
Lineage: Eukaryota; Euglenozoa; Kinetoplastea; Trypanosomatida; Trypanosomatidae
Product: ubiquitin-conjugating enzyme E2, putative
Exons: 1
Coding region: 1-600 (199 amino acids)
Source: RefSeq, a predicted model, not a curated record
AUGUUGUCACGCAUCAAGAAACAACAGGCGGAGACCCGCGACGCCGCUGGCCAAAGCCACAGUUCUGGCGGUGGUCCCUCAACGGCAAGUAGUGAACCCGUUGCAAUUUUGCGCCUAAAGAAGGACUUGGACAACUUGGACGGCAUCCGUAGCACGAUAGACAUCCCUGAUCCACAAAACAUGUUGCGGAUGAAGGUUACUGUGCGGCCGCCGUAUCCAUCCAUUUGGCAGGGCGGUAUCUUUGAGUUUUUGCUCGAGUUUAGGGAAGACUACCCGUACGAGGGGCCGAGGGUCCGUUACUUGGGCCCCUACCGCAUCUGGCAUCCAAAUAUUGAGGGAGACGAGUAUAUGGAAGGUGAAGGAGGAUUGAGAGGUGAUGUGAAGAAUACAUGGGGAGUGUGUCUGAGCUUUCAGACGGAGUGGAAGCCAACCAUGAGUCUACGGGAUAUUAUUAUUAUGAUUGAACUGCUGUUUCAGGACCCCAAUCCCGAUGACCCCCUCCAUGGAACCGCCAAACAGGCGGCACAAAUGAUGAAAGACAAUCCAGCAAAGUUCAGAGAUAAGGCGCGCCGGUGGAUGCGGGGGGGUUACAUUGAAUGA